Lactuca saligna is the source of this 639-nucleotide messenger RNA. NCBI's taxonomy places the organism in Eukaryota, Viridiplantae, Streptophyta, Magnoliopsida, Asterales, Asteraceae. The record is from the annotation of a GenBank genome assembly.
AUGGUUGAGCAUCAAAGAAUUAUCCGUGAGGCUGAAGUGAAAGAGAAAGCAAAACGCGAAGCUCAGAACGAAGCUGUGGAUUUGCUGAUUCAAUAUUGGCCGGAAACAGUUGUGUCAUUCGAGCUUCAGAAUACACAAGAUUCGCAGUUGGACCUGCCAAUAACUUCGAAAGCCUUCAAGUUUCGCUCUUUUGUGAAAGUAGCGAAUGUCCCAUCCACUGAUAGCGGCGCUAAUCAUUUGCUAUUCUCGUUUCAUCUCAACCACAUGAAGCCACAAUACGAAAAGUGGAGGGCUAUCAAGACUAUUGCAGUGAAGGUCAUAGGUCCAAUUCAAACCGACAGCUACCCAAACGCGAAGUUCAAGGUUGUGAGAAGUUCUGCUAGUCAGGUUCACGAAUUCACUCUCGCAGACUUGACUAGCCUCAAUCCCUAUGACUGGAUCAUGGUUUACAAUUUGCUGCUGAGAGACAGACAGAAGUAUGAGCCCGUUAUUGCACACCUCAAACUGAUGAUAGUUUCGUAUGUUCAAGAGGUAGGCAAAAUGGAUGUGGAAAUAGUUGUUGUACUACGAAGGAAGCCCUAUGUUCUCCCUAAAGAAGUUCCAGAAGGUUUUGAGAAGUUGAAACCUGGGAAGAUAUAA